Molecule: messenger RNA, 2587 nt
Organism: Lonchura striata (white-rumped munia)
Lineage: Eukaryota; Metazoa; Chordata; Aves; Passeriformes; Estrildidae
Gene: ZDHHC12
Product: zDHHC palmitoyltransferase 12
Biological process (GO): protein targeting to membrane; peptidyl-L-cysteine S-palmitoylation
Cellular component (GO): Golgi apparatus; endoplasmic reticulum
Molecular function (GO): protein-cysteine S-palmitoyltransferase activity
Source: RefSeq, a predicted model, not a curated record
GCGCGGCCUUGCGGGCCGGCGGAGCCGGGGGCCAUGGGCGCCGGCGGGCGCUGGGUGCGGGCGGCACACACAGCCCUCAGCGCGGCGCUGCUGCUCGGGCUCCUCCUGCACCGCACGGAUCUGCAAAAGCAAGAGGAGCGCGGGGAGCUGCUUCAGCCGCUGAUCUUCGUUUUGCUGGUUUUAUGCUCGAUCCUGCUGUACUUAAAGGUGUCCCUCAUGGAUCCGGGUUUUGUUAAGCCUGAAGAGGAAGUGAAGGAAGGUGAAGAUAAAGGACAAGGUGUGGUGAUCCCUCUGAUUCCAGGUGACAUUAAGCUGCGGCGCUGUGGUUACUGCCUGGUGAAGCAACCCAUGCGAGCCAAGCACUGCCAGCUGUGCCAGCACUGCGUGCGGCGCUACGACCAUCACUGCCCCUGGCUUGAGAACUGUGUAGGAGAAAGGAAUCACCCCCUCUUCAUAGUCUACCUGAGCGUGCAGCUCGUGGUUCUCCUGUGGGGAGGCCAUGUUGCUUGGUCAGGCCUCUACUUUGAACAAUCCAGGGAGUGGCUGCAGCACAACAUUUUCCUCCUUGUGUCCUUCCUCCUGAUAUUCAUAUUCACCAUUGUGGUCCUGCUGCUGCUUGUUUCCCACCUGUACCUGAUCUCAUGCAACACCACGACCUGGGAGUUCAUGUCACACCACCGCAUCUCCUACCUGCGGCACUCCGAGCUGGAGAACCCCUUUGACCAAGGGAUAAUCCUCAAUCUCUGGGGAUUCUUCUGUUCACACCACCUCACUGAAUGGGAGAACAUCUAUUUUCACAAGAACAGUGAGCCUGUAUAGUCCCAGUGUGCCAACACACCUGACAGGCUGCUGGGUAAAACUUUGCUAAUGCAAUGGCUGCUGUUUCCUUGCACUGAACUUCAGUGCAUCAUGGACUAUGCAAUCUGCUCCACAACCUGUUCAUCUGCAAAUUAUAUUUCAGGGAUAUUCAGGGUUAUUUUUUAUAUAUAAAUAAUACUCUUAAAGGCAAGAAUACAGUUCUGGGAAGGGCAAAGCCAGCAGAGCUGACUUCCAGACUGAAGAAAGUAUCUCUCUAAAUUUAUUUCCUUCUGUUAAAUGCAUCCACAUCUCUCCAGAAGAAAUGCAAGAUUAGUGUGACUAUUCGUGUUCUCUUCUCAAAGGUCUCCCUCGCCUUUUGCUGCUAGGGAACAGCAGCAAUUACAGAUAAAAUCAGCCAGGAUCAGUGUAAUUUCUGUGGCCUUUUUUCAGCCAGGUUCUGACUGUGAGAACUGCAGUGCCUUUUGGCAGUAGCAUCAGGCAUGUAAGAGAAAUAUUUGAGUAAAUAUUUAGAGAAUUAAAAACAAAUUUUAUUUUGUACACAUGCCUCAAGUUAAUGCUUUCCAUCACUUUUCUUUGGACAGAAAAGUAAUAAUUGGCUACUGAGUUAUUUCUGCAAAUAAUGUUGUGCUCAGGCCUUUUUGCUGUAGCUUGGGAAAGAAGCAGGAGCAGAUGUGGGUAUCUCAGGCCUAACUAAAGUAACACUAUUGGUAACACUAUACUACCUCAACUCACUAGUGACAUUUUCAUAAAAUAAUACAAUUUCAGUGCAAGAGAAAAGCUGCCAGGUCCUGAGAUGAGAGAUGCUGACAGCUUUUAGGACAGCAGCAAGAGGAUCUGUUUUCCAUUGAAAUAAAAGGCCACACUUCAGAUUUCCACGGGGAACUAAAAGGAAGUUUGGGAUGACCGAUCUUAGCUUUAAAACAAAAAAGGCUGUGGUGUGAAUUUUAGUCCUGACCCUUUUCUGUUAAAACAAAAACAAAACAAGAAAAACCACCACAACAAAAUGUUAGUUAAAAUUAUCUUGUGCCUUAAUUGUCUUGGCUCAGGAAUUAACACUAACUCAGAAGCACUCAGGGUUUAAAGCUGAUGAACACUCAUGAAAAGACAGUGUAGUUACUAACACAGCACGACACACCAAAAGCAAUUUAAGUGCAGCAAAAGAUCCCUUUUUUAACUAGCUCUAGAGUUUGUAAUCUGUGCACAGUCUGCUUUGUUCAGAGUAGAAGCUUUAUCAGAGGGAUAUCAGAAUGCUAAAGAUUGUUAUUUUGAAGCUGCUACACCAUUCAGAAGUAUUCUGCAGUUUGCUUGUGUUGCUGUGGUACCUGCUAAAGUGUGGAUCAUCUGUCACAUUGCAAUUCCUGGUUCUUCAGGUCAAGUGAAAGUUUAUCAGCAGGUACAACAGCUCAAAACAGUUUUCUUCUGUCUGGUAUUUCUUUAAAAUACACCUGGGUGUUAAUUUACCUUUUUUUUUACUCAACCAUAAAUUAUAAAAUAAAAUAUUAAAUAUGCAUUUUUAAAUUGUCUGUGAUUCUCUUUGAACCCAAGUUCUAGGUUUCACCUGUGCUAACAAUCCACUGUGCUACCUCCCACUGCACAGUGGCCUUGAACUAAAGCCACAAAACACACCACAGAGGCCAACAGCAACUGCCACUCCAGCAAGAGUGAGGAAAAUGUGUAUCCUGCUUUAAACAGGCCAGUGCACUGCCAGGGUGAGUGGGAGGUUGGAAGGAUCUUUGUACAUGGGAAUUUUCAGAAGCAGCUAUACUUG